Messenger RNA from Manduca sexta (tobacco hornworm), 9593 nucleotides. RefSeq names its product biorientation of chromosomes in cell division protein 1-like 1. The record is from RefSeq and is a predicted model, not a curated record. Bases 146 to 3967 code for a protein of 1273 amino acids. NCBI's taxonomy places the organism in Eukaryota, Metazoa, Arthropoda, Insecta, Lepidoptera, Sphingidae. The transcript has 5 exons.
CUCUAAUUUAUUGACUGCACUACGAAGUACUAAUGUUGUCUUAUUAUUUCUUAGCUCGAAAAAAGGCAAUAAUUAUUUAAUUAUUCUAUGAUUUAAGCAAUUCGAGUGCAGUUACAGUUAUUUUAUGUUUUAAACAAAGUGUAACAUGGCUCAUUUGCAAUAUAUGCCGGGAGAUCCUCGCUUAGUUGACCAGCUAGUUUAUGAGUUGAAAUCUAAAGGAAUAUUCGAUCAGUUUCGUAAAGAAUGCAUAGCAGACGUGGACACUCGGCCGGCAUAUCAGAACCUGCGGCAGCGCGUGGAGAGCUCUGUCUCUGCAUUCCUCUCCAGACAGUGCUGGAAACCAGACCUGAACAAGAACCAACUCAGAGAGAAAUUAAGGAAACAUAUCUUAGAUGGCAACUACUUAGAACAAGGAUUGGAAAGAAUUGUUGAUCAAGUAGUCAACCCGAAAGUGGCGCCAGUCUUCAUUCCUGAAGUGGAGGAUCUUGUGUAUAAUUUCCUAGGCGUCAGCAGGAAAAAGGUUCCAUUGGCUGCUGAAACUUCCACUGAAAAAACUGAAAAAAAGCCUGAAGAUAAACAAGAAAAUGUCACUGUCAACCUUCUGCCCACUGACUUAGAGGCAGUUAGUCCUGGUUCAGUCAAAAGCAAUGAUGACACUCAAGAUGAUAUAAAUAUUGAUAUGAAAGAAGAAUCUAUGGAAAUAGAUGAAGACCCGAAAGAAGAGAAAGUAAAGGAAAAGGAAGAGGAUCAGAGCAAAGCAGCCAUUAAAGACGAAAACGAAAACCCUGAGUCAGGGCAAGACAUGCAGUUGUCAAAUGGGAGCGAGGGAAUUUCUACUGUGACAGAGCAAAUAGACAAAAUGAUAAUACCAUUACCAGACGAAAUAAAACCCGAAGAUAUACCACCGCCAGAAAACAGUCCGCCUCAAAUUGAUUUGGGUAAAAUUGAAUUACCUAAGGAUAACAUUGAUUCUCUAAAGCCUAUAGACAUACCUCUCCCCAACGAAUCGCCUAAAAUGGAAAAAGAAAAUUAUUUCAAGCCUAUUGUUAGUACACAUACUGAUGAAGAUGAAUCGAGUUCUGAUUCUUCCCUUAGAAGAAACAUGUCUCCUUUAACUCCAAUAAGAAAUUUCAUUAAUGAAAACUCUUGUGACGCUCAACAAGGUUUUGAAAAUGAUACUGAAAACAAAGAUGAUGAAAAGAAAGAGCCUAGUUCUUUUAGAUUCGCCAUAGAUGCGAAAUCUGCAGAAAAUAGCUCUGAUGCCGCCAAACCAGAGAAGAAAGAUGAGCAAGCGAACCUCGCAUACCAGUUUAACAAUCAAGUAAAUAUAAACAAUUUUAACACACCAAUGUAUGAUGACAGUUCCAACAGCAAUAAUUUGCAAAUUGAUUAUGAAAGUGACGCUAAUAGUAAGAUAAAUGCUGAAAAUAAAGUUCUGGAAACUGAGAAUUCUAAAGAUUCUACAAAGGGAAAAAAGCCUGAUGAAAAACGAAGCAGUCAAAAGAGUUCACAUAGAUCACGUGACUCUCAUCGACAGUCUAGCAGUAAAGACAGGAGAUCGGAUUCCAAACAGUCAACAUCUAGAGAUAGUAGCAGACAUGACAAGAAAUCAAAAGAUGAUCGUGGCAAGUCGAAAUCAAGCCACAGAGAAAGAGAAAGAUCUAAAGAUAGAAGUGAUAAGAAAGAUAGUAGAGAUUCGUCCAAACAUAGAAGCUCUCAUAAAAGUUCUAGUAGUAGUUCCAAGGAUUCCAAACCACAUAGAAGUUCUAGCUCUAGCCAGAAGCAUUCAAGCAAAAAUGACGAUAAAAAAUCAUCAUCAAGCCACAGAGAUAAAAGUGAUAAGAGUUCUGAUAAAAGUAAAGAUAGAAAAGAUUCUAAAUCGAGUUCUCAUCGAUCAGAUAAAGAUAAAAAAAGCAGCAGCAAGAGCAAAUCCGAUGAAAAAGACAAAAAGAAGGAUAAAAAGGAUACCGAUGACCAUUAUAGUUUGUCAGGCAGAGGCAACAAUACCAGACGCUCUACUGAUCGAGAUUCUAAUGAUGGAAGUUCUUCCUCCAAAAGUUCACACAACCCCCCAAGUUCGAAGUCUUCUGAAAACAAAAACAAGGAAAGCAAAGAAUCUAGUUCUAAAUCAGAUAACACUUCCACCAGUGGUGAGUCUACGAGUCCUAGCGAUAAGGAAGUUCUUUUAGCACAGCUUGAACGACAUCCUGUAAACGCACCUGGAGUUAAACCCGUCAGGGUCGAUACACAUUUAGAAGUUCCCGUCUCGUCUCCGCCGAGACUCCCUUUUGUCCCGAACGUAACUUUAAAGAAGCCGAAAUUCGCUGCAAACCUCAAAGAAGCAAAAAAGAUGAUGAAAAUGAGAAAGUUUUUGGAUGAAGAACAAAAGAGGAUGAAUCAGGAAGCUGCUUUACUUUUAGAAUUCCAAGCAAAUGUGAGACCGAGUUUGAGCCAAGUAUACUCAAGCAUUCCUGGCCCAGAACUGGAAUUUGCUUGCGGCAGUAAAAACCAGCUUGAAUAUCAAGUAAUACAUCGAGAUAGUGAAGAAUCAAACUCGAUGCGUGACUCCUGCCAGGAAGUGAAAAUUAUGCUUGAGAACUUGGAUGCACAAGCUAUUAAAGAUAUUAUUGGUGUUACCAGGCACGAUGAACAAAAUGUUGAAGACAGUUCAACAUUUGAUCAACCGAAUGAAAUUGACAAUGCAGUAACAGAAAAUGUUACAAUUCUGAAAGACAGUGAGAUUAAGGACGAAGAUAAUGAAGACUUAGGAAACGAAGCUGUCAAAUCGAAUGAAAACGAUGGCUACGAUUUAAAAAAUGUUGUAGAAAGUAAAACAGAAACGUAUGAAGAGAACAAACCGUUUUCUCAAUUGGUAGACGAAAUUAUCCAGUAUGGCAAAGCGUCGGAAAGAAUGAAAAUGAAUAACGAAAAACCAAAUGCUGAAAAUCAAGAUAAAGCUAGAAAUGACUUAUUCGAAGUUACAAUAAUUACGGAAGAACUGUCGGAAAAUGAAGAGGCGGAAUUCGAGAAAUGCGAUGAAACCACAAAAGUCGAGAAUACUUUAAAUGAACCUCAAUUACAAUAUUUUGAUGAACAAGAAAGGAUCGAGGCGGACUUUCAAAGGCACAAAUUCAGGAACUUCUUGAAGAGACACACCUACUCCACCUGCACUAAUAAAAUGUAUUUAAUCAAUUGCGGAACUUACGAAGAGAAUAUUUUCAAAGAAGUAUCAGCUACUUUUGGGGAAUAUGAAAUUGUGAAUUAUCACAGAAAUGGACACUUGAAAUUGCCGAACAAGAAUAUAGUGAAAGACGUUAAUUUGGAAACGGAAAUAACUUUACCAGUCGAUAGUACUGAAGAAACUCCAUUACCAAACGCUGUUUUUAGCCCAGUGAAAUCUGAAUGUUCUUUUGAAUUGUCAAGCGAUUAUGAUGCGAAAUUAGAAGAGAUGGUAAAUAAAACAUCUAGGCAAGAGAUAAUGGAGAUUAUACUUGGCAGUGCAGUAGACGAGUCGCCGAGCAAGGCGCCGAAGAUAAACUACUGCGUGGACCCGUUUAUGACGAAUGAUAACGUAUUAAAGAGAAAGAUGAACGAAGUGGACAGCACAAUGAAUAACAACAAGCAAGUGUUGACGUCGAAUAAAAUCAGGAAGCUGAGUGGAUCGGAUCAAAUCACUUCUACUACUGAAGAACCCGAAGAAGUAUCAAAUAACAACAGAAUACCUCAGAGCACAAGAUCUAAAUACCUAGGUCGUGCUAAAAGGGUUGGUUUGCCGCGCCCGAGAAAAACCAAUCUGCCAAACAGUCCAUCGAGUGACAAAUCCGUGGAAAACUACGAUGACUCAACACCUCACACGCCGAACGGAAAACUGAAGACCCCACAGAGGUCCAAAAUACAAAGAUACGACACCACAGACCUGUACAAGCCCAAGCUUCACUAUCUGUCUAGAAGGAACAAUGUUAGCUAAGUGAAAAAAAAUAUAUAUAAAGGUAUUAAUCUACGACCGAUUGGUAGAAAAUGGCGGCCAAUUGGCGGGUACAGUACGAUUAGUUUCUAAAUUCUGCCGCAAGAUGUCGCUGUCGUAUCGGUGUUGCCACGUUAUGUUUGGUAGAAAAUGUUUCUACCGUUGUGAUUUAUUUGAGGGGUUAAUUGUGUAAAAAAGUAUUUCUUUUACAUUUCUAGUUGCCUUCAAUAAAAAAAACAUUGCAAGCAAUAAAAAACGCUUAACUAUUAAAUACAGUCGGAUAUUACUUCAUGUUUUUUGAAUCUAUUUUAUCUAUAUAUUUAUCAAUAUGUAUCAAUAGUGAAUAACCAAAUAUAUAACACCAAAUAUAUAAGACAAAAUAUUUAUCAAUAGAAAAAAAUGUAGUACAGCCGGACUCUGCCGUCAGGGUAUUACAAAUGGGAGUCGAACCUAAUCGCUUAGUCUCAUGGACAGCAAACAGUAUGGGUACAAACAUGCGUUCAUUUUCUAACUAUUCAUUUCCGAAAAUUUCAUAAUAAUACAAGUACCAAAAAUGAUAGAGCCUUGCAGAUUGUUUCGGCAUCAAAGUGUCAUUAUAUGGUGUGAUAUAAUAUAUUAAUAUCAGCUCUGUAUUAUAUACUGACCACUGCUGGAUACGGGCCUCCUCUACUACUGAGAGGAUUUAGUCUAACUUUUCAUAUAGGCCUAAAGUCAAAACACUAUAAAAAUAAUAUGGAUGUCCAUAACAUCUUUACUCAAAAACUGUGAGUGAAAAAAAAAAAUACUUUCUCGCUCUCUCAUUAAACUCUUGACGUCAGCAUGUUUAUGGCGCUAUGUUAUUUAGAUCGGCUACUUUUUACAUACAUUAAUCUGCAAUAAAAUUUCUAUAGAGUUAUACGGUUAAACAUUGAAUGUAAAUAAAACAAUACUGCCAAUAGUCUCAUGUAAUGAUAGAUUAAGGUUUCCUUUGUUAUUCAUUAGAAACAAGGCUUCUAGUAUAGUUUUUUGUGGUGAAGCUUGUGAUACACUGGGUAGCUAUCGUACUCCAUAUAACUAAUAUGUCCACAAAAUUAUAGCCGUUGAAACAAAAAGGGGUUCGUUCAAUCGACUCGUGGUUUGUAGUCUAAUGGUGCGAUUCCACCAAUGUUCUGAACUAUUUCGCACAGUCCUGCACAACUUGCGUCAUACAUGAUUACAUCGGUCGACCCACUCAAGCAACCAGUAAUAAAUUGAAAUUGGAAGGCGUUAAGGGCUUAAUACGUGCACUGCUGGAGUUGUACACAAAAUGUUUGUAAUCGAACCCUAAGAGAGUGCUGAAGUAUAUCUAGCAAGAUGGCGGACGUUAUGCUGAUUGUCAAGAGACGUUAUAACAACCAAUUCAGGUCCUCUUCGCAUUAUUGUCACAAUUGUCUAAACUUUAAAGUGUAAAAUAUGCCUAACGCCAGUCUAUACAGGACAGUUUUAAAACCAUCUCAACAAUUGUAUAAAAAUCAGCUUGCGAGAUCUUGAGUUCAUCCCAGUGGGAGGUAAUGAAUGUAGUAUAUCCUCGUUACAAUGCGCGUUGAAUAAAAACUCUGGUCGGUAAAGUCCCUCGUAGUUGAUAGUUUGAUACCCAUGACAACACUUUUAUCAAAUGUGAGGUCAGAACUACCAGUAUGUCAGUUGGGAUUAUUUAUAAAGACAUAUUCAUUAGCAACAGGCAUGUGUAUCACGGGCUUUAUUGAUAUAAGCCUCUCGAUUAGUCAUCCUAUAUUAUUAGUAGAGAAGUAUAUGUAAAUAAUAAUUAUUAUAAUAUGUGAUUACAGUUUACACAUAAAUGUUAAUAAAUAACUACACUGAGCGAAAUAUCCGAAUCGAUUGGACAGUAUUUAAAAUUAUACGGAUUAAUUCGAUUAUUUAUCGAUUAAGCAAUUGUAAAUUCGGAAUCAAAGUAUUAAAAAUUACUAAAGGACGUCGCCAAAGGGUAUAGAGACAGAUGAAGCACGGAUAGAAAGAGAAUAAAAACUUUAAAUCGACCACAUUAAUAAAAUCGAAACAAGCACUAUAGAAAAUUAAUAAAACUGCCCUCACUAUAAAAACAUUGAAUGCCGCAAAAUAAUGUGUACAAGAGUCCUUUGGGUUGAAGUUCUGUAUGAAUUAUACUUUUAGUGAAGGUGUGGGUAGGGCCGUCCCCGUUGGCUAUUGGCGACUGCUACGAUGUUAGUUACGAAGUAUUCGGUGUUGACCACCUAUUCUCAUCUAGGGCUUUGGUGUGAUAACGAAAUUGUAAAUUGUAUUCGAUGCGUUACUUCAUUUUACUUUACAAUAUCAUUUUAAAUUAUGAUUAUGGUAUUUUAAAAGAUUUAAAUAACAUUCUUACUUAAAAGCAAAAUUUAACCAGUAAUUACUGUAAUCUGUUUUGUAUUUUGUAUUAACUUCUGUUGUUAUUGCCAGAAUUUAUUCAAUGUAAGAAUAAUCUUACAAAAUUUCGUUCAGAGACAUUAUUGUCUCUGAACGAAAUUUUGUUUGGAGUUUCGAUACAGUGCUUAAACUCUAGAAUGCGUUGGGGUAAGUUCGGAUUACGAAGUAAGACUAUUGAUUAAAGAAUGCUUAAUCCUACCUGAAACUAGUUCAGUGGCCAUCAAUUGAGAUUCAUUACAAAAUGGCGCGGCACGCUGGGUCGUCUAUGCUAGAAAUUAAUCUGUUAUAGCAUUACGUAAUUUUAACCGGUCUUACCCCAUUAUCCGAACUUACCCAACGUAUUAAAAAAAUUGCGUAUCUGGAUAAUAGGUGAACUCAGGAAAGUGGGUUUUCCAGUUGCCUAUGUUAUUUAUCGUGUGUGCUCCCGCCAGUAUAUUGGUCGAACCGAUAAUGAAUAUGUAAAGUAAUAUAAUUAUUUACAGCACGUAACCUAAUUAACAAUAAUUGUUAUUGAGAAAUAAGUCCUCUUUAGAUGCGGUUUGAGUCCAACAUAAAGUCCAGCUUUAAAAGUUAAAAGUUUAUUGUGUUUUUAAAAAUUACUAUAAUGUUGUUUAUGGGUAUAAAUACAACGUUCUUGUCACAAAUUCUACCGCAGAACUUAUACUGCGCUUGAUACCCGCGUUCCACCCAAUAGUUUUCGGUUGUGCAUUUCCUUGUUUCUAUACUGCUUUUCUAAAGUUUCAAUAUUAUAUCAUAUUUUUCAAUGGCUCAGGCGUGAUCAGAAUGUAAAGAACUAAGAUUACUAAGUGGCUAUUCUUUUUAAUAGGGAAGGGGUGUGUUGCGUUCAUUGUGAAAGAUUUAUUUAUUAGAUUCUAAUUUAAAUUACAGAAUGAAAAUCACUAACAUUAGAAAUGGAAUUGAAAAUAGCAGGUAGCUGUACGGUCAGCAUUAAAUUUAUGUGCUAGUUGUAUGAUGGAGUGAUUUCGUUUAUAAAUUAAACCUCGAAACGCUUCUUUUUAUGUCGUUUGUACAUAAAAUUAAGAGCACAAUAAAUUGUAGAUAAUUUAUAUUAGUAUUGUCGUUUCUUUGGGUUAGUGGCAAUAUGCAUGGUUUACUACGACGUCCUGAGUAAUGGAGUAUUUGACUUAUUUUUAUUUUUUCUUUAAUCAAAUAUUUACUUCAUAUUAAUUCUUACACUGAGUAGUCAUUAAAAUGUGGUAAAUCAACAAGUUACAACUCUUUAAAUUUCCGUAGAAGGGGUAAGUGUCAAGAAACGGGAAAAUAGACGCAAUACGCGCAUGUGACGUCACCAGGAAUAGAUGCGUGCGCAAGAAAGAGAUGAAGCUAUAUCCGUACUACGCACCCACGCACAUUGUAUUAUUUAAAAUAUGAAUAACUGUGUUAUUUCUUAAACAAGUAAUCCAGUUUGUACAGAAGGGCUUAUCUUCCACACUCUUUAUUGUUACAUAUAGAGGCACAUCAAAAUGAAACGUAGGAAAAUAACUUAUUGUGAUGGGCAAUUGUGUGAUGCAUUGUUUAUGAUUUUCUAUUGUUUAUGUAAAAUACAUGCACCGUUAUUUUUGUUUCUGAUUACGUAUUGUCUUUGGGACCAUGCAAGUGUGCAGUGAGAAGCGAAAGUAAGAAGCUAUUUACAAUUCCAUUUAUCAAUUGAGCAGCUUUGUGAGGCAAAUAAAAUAUAAUAAGCAAUUUAUUUGAAGGUUUUCAACAAUUAAUUCGAGUUGUGUUUGUGAGUCAUUGAUACUAUAUUAUAAAUAAUUUCAUGCAAAUAUAUGUAAUUUAGAAUUUAUGUAAAUUUAAUAUAAUUUUGUAUGAAAUCAUCACAAGUUGUUGAAUGAUUUUGGACCGUAUUUUAUAUGACAAAUGGCGAAAGUGUAAUAAAGGCUUAUUUAAUGGAUUUUAUUUAUAUAUAUGAUUUGUUAACAAUAUUCGUGUCGAAACAAAAUGUUCGCGAAAUAUGUUAAAGAACAUUUAUUUCGGACGAAUUGUAAAUUUUAUAAGUAUUGGUACGUAUUUUGAGCUGAAAGCUAAAUACUUAAAGGGUUACAUACAAGCUUAAGAAAGGGGUCGAUAGAGACUUUGGAAUUAAAAGUGUGUUCCUACAGUUAAGCACUUAUUAAUGUCGCGAUUGGCUAAUUUCCUUGAACCUUGUUUGGUAAUGAUUAAAAAUUCUUUGGUGACUCAUUGAACUGCACGGAAUUUGUGUACUAGGCUAUGUUCCACUACUUCCCCUCCCCUCGUAAUCAUAUCAAGUUUAAUUGAAUUCUCAUUAUUAUUAAAUUGUGGAACAGUUUGUCAGCAUACGUGAUCCUUGCACCCUAUAAGUUGGGGUCUCCAAGCAGAGCAUGCAGAAGCAAUAGGGGACCGGCCUAUGCUUGAUUUUGUACAUUAUUCUAUGUGUAAUGGCUUUAAAUACGAAAAAGAAGCACUUCUGCGAAAACAGCAUAAAAAUUGGUUAAAAAAUGAGCGAGUAAUUCAUACUUAAAAUAUUGUAAUGUGUGCAGGAGUGGGCGCGAUGUGGGGAUAUCGCUUCAUCUCUUUCUUUCGCACGCGUCGUAAUUCCCGAUGACGUCACAUGUGGAUAUUUUGUCUCUUUUCUGUUUCUUGUUAAUUACCCCUUCCACCAAAAUUCAAAUGCUUAUAACUUGUUGAUUUUUCACCGGAUUUUAAUAAUUUCUUCGGUGUUAUAAUUUAUACUAUGUAAAUAUUUGAUAAUUGUUAAGAACAAAAAUGAGUCCGGUACCCUAUUGAGUAGGCCGGCGUUACUGUGCCGAAUGUCUGGGGAUGUUUAUGUCGUCGCAGUCGAUAUGUUUUCACCAUAUCUUCAUUUAACCUGAAGUGCAGUGCUGUAGUGAUGCCGUGACCACAAUAAAAAAAAAAUUGGGGAAGCCUUACUCAGCAGUGGGGCAUAUUUAAAUUUAUAUGUGCACUCAUUUAGGAUACUUCCAUCUACAUUAUACUCUCAAAAUACGUCUCAAUACUACAUGGUGUGAUUACAUUAUUUAUUAUAAGUUAAUGCGAUGUAUAAUUUAUAUACUCUUCAAAUAACCUUGGAUUUGUCCGGAAGGUCGCAAACCGCAUCUCAAGAUGUGUAGCGGUUAGCAACAUGACAGUAACGCAUGUGAUGUAUAUAGAGUAGGGUAAUUAUUGUUAUAUAAAGUAAUUUAAUUUGCAAAUUAUUAUAUGUUAUGAAAUAAACAUUUUUUUCUCA